UUUGUUCCUCUUUCCCUCCCUUUUUUCGUUCCUCCCUCCCUCUCUUUUUCUUGCUUUUUGUGUGGCCUAAAGUUUUAUUGUUUGUUUUCAGAGGCUGUAGCUGGAGAGGGGAGGGCAAAGAACUUUCCUGAGUUAAUCAUGAAUAAAGUCAUAUUAUUUGCUUGGCUCUCUCUUUCGAAGAAGUGGAACUGAAUGGUGGUGACACAUUACGUUUUAAGGUCCUUAGGAACCAGGGUUCAUAGGAGUUUAUAGAGCUAGCAUUGUUCAACGUGUGAAAACACAGUUGGGCAGGUCCCAGUGGCAUGACUAGAUUUGCUUCCAGCAAUGUUGGUUGAUGAGGAAGAGCGUGUAACAUAGGUCUUCAUAUUCACAGCAUUUUCUUUUCGCCUGUUUGUUGCACCUGCUGUGCCAAAUUUACUCUUUGACAUCUUGACUAAAUCUAUUCUCUACAAAUUUCCCUUGAGGAGUAGGAGCAGUGUUAUUGCUUUGUAGUACACAUUUCAGUUUGCUGAUAAACGGGAAGGUUCAAUGCUCUGGGUAAGUACAGCUGAGGUUAAUGUUGAAACAGUUUUGUCUUCUGUCUCUUAAAAAAAAAAACACCCACCCAAUCCUAUCCCAUCCUUAAAUCUGAAAAGUUUGCUUGCAUUUCUUAUUAAGAAGGAAGUAAAUUGUGUUUCUCAGUCUUUGUUGCUGUUGUUGUAUUGGGAAUAAAAGCUCUCAUGAGUCGUUUCACUGGAUAUGCUAUUAAUAAGAAUGAGGUUUUAACAGAACCAGUUCCCCCAAGAAGAGCUUCUGUCAUUGUUUCACUACAGAGCCCCGUGGAUGCUCUUAAGGCCAAGCAGAGAGUGAGCGGGCAACUGAAUUGUCAUCUUCGUUUAGCACAGCAUCAGCCCAUCUGAAACACAGGACAAGAAGGAACAAGCAGCAGGCAGUUUGUCCUGAAUUGGGAUAUAUGCAAUUGUUUGUAUGCAUCCUCCAUUCUCCAGGAAUUUCUAUAACUCAAAUUAAUUCCCUUGUUUGGAGUACAAAGGGAAUUCUUAUCUUUACCCUUUGGCAAUCAAAGGAAUUUCCAUGGGUUGGGUUGGUUUGCUUUUGAUCCAUGUGGGAAUAGAUCAAAGAAGAAAUUUGACUUACCUCUUUGCAUUGGUAAAUAAAAAUGAAUUUUUUAGGUUUUUUUUUUUUGCAAACUAGUAUUCACAUUUGAAGGUCCAAAAACCUACAGUUCUAGUGAGGUUGUUGAAAUUAUUGGUGGUAAAAAUCCCUAAAACCCAACAUGCUGUUGUUCCUGGGUUCCUUGUAUAUUCCAGACUUGCAAAACAGUCUGUCCUCUUUUUUAAGUAAAAUAGGUUCAGGAAUUUCUUGUCUGCUAUCUGGUUUGCCCCACAACCUACUGAAGCAGCUUAGAUUUUUUUUUUUUAAAUAGCCCUCAGAAUCAGCAUUUUUAUUUUUUUAUUUUUUAAAACCUUUUCCAAACCUUGCCUUGGCUUCCAUAGGACAUUGAAAUUCUUGUUGAAAAGCAUUGAGUGAGGGAUGCUCCCAGGUCUCUUUUGCAGAGGGCAUUGUGGGAUGGGGGAAAGGGGUGGACUGGUGGGGAGAGCCAUUUAAGGUAAGCCUCCCACUCUUCCAAGUUCAUUCCAGCUGCAGCUUGUUUUCGGCUGUAAAAGGCUGGAUGUGAAUCUGGGAGAGUUUUCUCUGUAGUGGAGCCAAUGACAGAAGCUGUUCUUUAGAAUUUCCAGGAUGGCUGUAUUCUGCGAUCAGAAUGAGACAGUCAAGCUGGGCAGAAGCCAAAACGCCAAGAUGGAAGGUAAGGUGAUGUUUAUUUGUGGGAAUGUUUAUGACAGCCAGGCUAGCUUAGGGCAGCUGCUACCAUUAAUAGUUUUCAUGAAUAAUUUCAGGAAUAGUUUUCAGGGAUAAUUUUCUACGCUUCGGCUAGCUUGGGGUUACUGUUAUGUUUUUAAAUGGAAACAAUAUGCUGAUUGUUCUCGUCAUGAUUUUAACCAGAACAAUGUUUUUAAGAUUGCAUAUAUUGUUUCUUUUUCCCUUUUGAUCUUUCUGCCACUACUUUCUUUACAUCUAUAACAAAAAACAACAACAACACCCUAAGCCACCUUGUUGUUCUUCCCUGGAAAUCUCUUACUUUCUAGUUAGUACGGUAGAAGAGAGUUCCUGCUGAUGUUGCAAAUAUUAUCCCUAUUUCUUCCUGUAUCAAGUGGGUUUGUGAGAAAAUGUUGGCAGCCCUUGUCAGCAUGUCGGGUCAUAGGUUAUGAAAGUAGAGCACCGAAAGAUUAUUCACGCUGCCAGUGACUUGAUUUCAGUUGAUGGAUUGAAUCCUGCACCAGAAGCCAACAAUCUUGUUGCUAAAUAGCAUCGACCAUACAAAAUAGCCAGUUGUGUUUCGGAUGGAGAGAAAGUAAAAUCCUAGCAAUGGAGGAACAAGCUGGCGUAGUGUGACCUUGGAAUCUGAGCGUGUGCUGUGAUCAGAGAUUUGCUUGAGGUCCUUUUUUAUUUUUUUGCUCGUUCUGUCCUUUUUUGGACCGCUUUGGGCACAUGAUGGACGUCCGGCUGUUGACAUGUGCGCAUGAAAACUCGGGGGAGGAAUCCUACCGAGUGAGUUCUCAGUUGGAAAUUCAGAAUCAGCCACCUUGGGACUUGUUCGUGGUCCUUGCCUUCACUUUUUAACUUGAUCCUGAGCUUCUGCUCCUUCCUUGACAAGCCUGGGCUUGCACCCAUUGUUGUCCAGAACACUGAUUUGCAAAGCCAGUUGUAGCCGUGGGGACUUCCUAAAGACUUCAGAAAUCCACCCCAAGCAUCUCCAUCCUUUCGCAUUUUUGUGGUGGGCAACCGUACUUCUUGCCUUUGAUUAAAGAACCUUAAGCUCCAGAAUGUGUAGAUGUCUUUAUUGUUGGAAAUGCCCAGCUGAAAAAUCUUCCGUCUAGCAAAGCCGUGUUAAACCAAAAGGGGGAAACACAUCUGGCCAUGGAGAUCAUUAGCCGCCAAUGUUUCCCUCUUCCAUGGACUUGUGAACAAACACUGGUCCUGCUUUUUCUUGUAAUAUUUAAUUUUUUUGUGUCUUUGCAAAAUGUGAGCUCGAUUUUGUGUUGGAAGCUUGAGUUGGAUUCAGGCCUUGUGUAAUCUUUUGUUGUGCAUGCCGAUUGUACGUUCUGCCACCGUACCUUUCUUUUCUUUUGUACAGUGUUUGUGACAUGCUACUACUCACUUUUCAUAAGAUACUACUGGUUUGUUUGCAAAUAAAAAAUUUCCUGCUUCCCAUUUAUUAGUACUUAAUAUUGCUCAUGAAUCUGAGUUGUAAUGGACCACACUGUCCUUUUGGCCAAUGAAAAUGAAAUAGACAAUUUGUGGCCUGGGAGCUGUUUUUCUCUUUUUGCAGGUGGUGUUUUGAAAUUGUGAUUCCUGAGGAAUGUUUUGCAAAAUGUCCUUCUCACACUCUUCCCCAGUUCAACUGUAGGCGUUUAUGGUGAAACAUCUUCUUGAAUAUACUCAGCAAACGGAACCCAACCUACAAUACAGCCUGUUGUUAAUUUUGGGCCUCUUAAUAACAGAAGUAAUUCGUUCCUGGUCUUUGGCGUUAACAUGGGCUUUAAACUAUCGCACUGGGGUCAGGCUGCGUGGAGCUAUCCUUACAAUGGCUUUCAAGAAAAUACUCAGACUGAAAAAUAUCAAGGAGAAAUCUUUGGGCGAGCUCAUAAAUAUAUGCUCCAAUGAUGGCCAGAGAAUGUUCGAAGCUGCAGCUGUGGGUAGCUUGUUGGCUGGAGGUCCUAUCGUUGCCAUUCUUGGCAUGGUUUACAACGUUGUAAUUCUUGGACCAACAGGCUUCCUAGGUUCGGCUGUUUUCAUCCUCUUCUAUCCUGCAAUGAUGUUUGCAUCCCGCUUUACAGCUUAUUUCAGAAGGAAAUGUGUGGCUGUAACUGAUGAACGGGUCCAGAAAAUGAAUGAAGUGCUUAACUACAUUAAAUUCAUCAAAAUGUAUGCUUGGGUGAAAGCCUUUUCACAGACUGUUCAAAAAAUCAGAGAGGAAGAACGCAAAAUUCUGGAGCGUGCAGGAUACUUCCAGAGCAUCACUGUGGGAGUGGCACCCAUCGUUGUAGUGAUAGCUAGUGUGGUGACCUUCUCUGUUCAUAUGAUCCUCGGCUAUGAUCUCACAGCAGCCCAGGCUUUUACAGUGGUGACAGUGUUCAAUUCCAUGACUUUUGCUUUGAAAGUCACUCCGUUUUCUGUGAAGUCCUUGUCUGAAGCUUCUGUUGCAGCUGAUAGAUUUAAAAGUUUGUUUCUAAUGGAAGAGGUUCAUAUGGUAAAGAAAAAACCAGCCAGUCCUCACGCAGCCAUACAGAUGACAAAUGCCACCUUAGCCUGGGAAUCCUCCCAUGCUAGUGUCCAGAGCUCACCCAAGAUGACCCCUAAAAUGAAAAAGGGCAAGACGGCCAUGAGCACCAAAGACAAGAGGAAACUGCAGCAACACGAGGGACGGCAGACCAUGUUCACGGAGCAGAAAGGCCAUCUUUUGGUGGAUAGCGACCCCCCGAGCCCCGAGGAGGAGACCCAGCGUAUCCAGCUUGCAAAUGUCCGGCUGCAGAAGGUACUUUACAACGUCGACCUGGAAAUUGAGAAGGGGAAACUUGUUGGGAUAUGUGGCAGCGUGGGGAGUGGGAAAACCUCACUCAUUUCAGCCAUUUUGGGACAGAUGACAUUGUUGGAAGGCAGCAUUGCCGUGGAUGGGAACUUUGCUUAUGUGGCCCAACAGGCCUGGAUUCUCAACGCCACGCUUAGAGACAACAUCCUUUUUGGGAAGGAGUUUGAAGAAGAAAGGUACAAUAUGGUGCUGAAUGAUUGCUGUCUCCGACCUGAUCUGGCUAUCCUACCACAUGGGGAUCUGACAGAGAUUGGUGACCGGGGCGCAAAUUUGAGUGGGGGUCAGCGCCAGCGGAUCAGCCUUGCCCGUGCCCUGUACAGCGACAAGAGCAUUUUCAUCCUCGAUGACCCUUUGAGUGCCUUGGAUGCCCAUGUUGGAAACCACAUUUUCAACAGUGCAAUCCGGAAGCACCUGAAGUCCAGAACAGUUCUUUUCAUCACACACCAGCUGCAGUAUCUUGUGGAUUGCGAUGAGGUGGUUUUCAUGAAAGAAGGUUGCAUCACUGAGAGGGGAAGCCAUGAAGACUUGAUGAAUCUGAACGGUGACUAUGCAGCCAUUUUCAAUAGUUUGCAGCUGGGAGAAACGCCACACAUUGAGGUUAACUUAAAGAAGACUGCAAACAGUUCAUUGAAAAGACUCCCGGAGAAAGGCACCAAAACGGGAUCUGUGAAGAAAGAGAAAGUAGUUAAGAAGGAAGAAGUUCAGCUCAUGCAGAUGGAAGAGAAAGGCAAAGGUUCUGUCCCCUGGUCGGUUUAUUGGGUCUACAUCCAAGCAGCUGGAGGUCCAGUCGCUUUCCUGACCAUCAUGAUACUCUUCAUAUUGAACGUGGGCAGUACAGCCUUCAGCAACUGGUGGCUGAGCUACUGGAUCAAAGAAGGCAGUGGGAACACUACUUUGAUGUUGGGGAAUGAAACUGUGGUGAGCGACAGUAUGAAGGAUAACCCUCAUAUGCGUUACUAUGCUGGCAUUUAUGCACUCUCCAUGGGAGUCAUGCUGCUUCUGAAGGCUGUUCGUGGCAUUGCCUUUGUCAAGGGGACAUUGCGGGCCUCAUCCAGGCUGCACGAUGAACUCUUCCGGCGGAUUCUUCGUAGUCCAAUGAAGUUUUUCGACACCACACCUGUGGGGCGGAUUCUCAAUAGGUUCUCCAAAGAUAUGGAUGAAGUUGACGUCCGCCUGCCUUUUCAAGCUGAAAUGUUCAUACAGAACGUCAUCCUGGUGUUCUUCUGCGUGGGAGUGAUCUCUGGUGUCUUUCCAUGGUUCCUAAUGGCAGUGGGGCCCCUCGUGGUUCUUUUCACCAUUCUGCAUGUUGUGUCUAGAGUCUUCAUUCGGGAGUUGAAACGCCUGGACAACAUUACGCAGUCUCCGUUUCUUUCUCACAUCACUUCAAGCAUUCAAGGUCUCUCUACCAUCCAUGCCUACAAUAAAAGAGAGGAAUUCCUAUACAAAUACCAACAACUGCUGGAUGACAACCAGGCUCCCGUCUACUUGUUCAGCUGUGCGAUGCGCUGGCUGGCUGUCAGGCUGGAUAUUGUCAGCAUUGCCCUCAUUACCAUCACUGGCUUAAUGAUCGUCUUAAUGCACGGCCAGAUCCCGCCGGCUUACGCUGGGCUCGCCAUCUCAUAUGCUGUUCAGUUAACGGGAUUGUUCCAGUUUACAGUCAGGUUGGCGUCAGAGACAGAGGCUCGCUUUACGUCUGUGGAGAGAAUUGACCACUACAUCAAGACACUUUCCCUGGAGGCCCCAGCUCGCAUCAAGAAUAAGGCUCCCCUUCCAGACUGGCCCCAUCAAGGAGAAAUUCGCUUUGAAAAUGCAGAAAUGCGUUAUCGUGAGAACCUGCCGCUUGUCCUCAAAAAAGUAUGCUUCACCAUCAAGCCCAAGGAGAAGAUCGGAAUUGUGGGGAGGACUGGCUCAGGAAAAUCCUCUUUAGGAAUGGCUCUCUUUCGCUUGGUGGAGCUGUCAGGGGGCUGCAUUAAAAUUGACGGAGUGAAAAUCAGUGACAUUGGCUUGGCAGAUCUUCGGAGCAAACUUUCCAUAAUCCCCCAGGAGCCAGUCCUCUUCAGUGGCACUGUGAGAUCCAACUUGGAUCCUUUCACACAGUACAGCGAAGAGCAAAUCUGGGAGGCUUUGGAAAGGACUCACAUGAAAGACUGUAUUUCUCAGCUGCCCAUGAAACUUGAAUCCGAAGUGAUGGAAAAUGGGGAAAAUUUCUCCGUUGGGGAGAGGCAGUUGCUUUGCAUUGCUAGAGCCCUGUUGCGUCGUUGUAAGAUCUUAAUCCUGGAUGAAGCGACAGCUGCUAUGGAUACCGAGACCGAUUUACUGAUCCAAGAGACGAUCAGAGAAGCCUUUGCAGACUGCACCAUGCUGACGAUCGCUCAUCGUCUCCAUACGGUUCUGGGCUCUGACCGGAUUAUGGUACUGAUGCAAGGACAGGUGGUGGAAUUUGACACUCCAGCUGCUCUUCUGUCCAAUGACAAUUCCCGCUUCUAUGCCAUGUUUGCUGCUGCAGAAAACAAGGUUGCUGUAAAGGGCUAA
Molecule: messenger RNA, 7180 nt
Organism: Pseudonaja textilis
Lineage: Eukaryota; Metazoa; Chordata; Lepidosauria; Squamata; Elapidae
Gene: ABCC5
Product: ATP binding cassette subfamily C member 5
Biological process (GO): transmembrane transport
Cellular component (GO): membrane
Molecular function (GO): ATP binding; ABC-type transporter activity; ATP hydrolysis activity
Source: RefSeq, a predicted model, not a curated record